CGACUGCGCAUGCGCGGGCCUCGAGCUGGAGCAAAGUUUGAAUUCGCGAGACGUUGAGUGACUUUUCUCCCCACACGUCCCACUUUCGGUCAUUUUCAUGUGAAGAGUCAUUUUCUGAUAGCAGAGAGAGAGAGAAAAUCCUGGCCAACAUGGGUGAGGCAGAGGGAGCUGCUAACCGCUGGGAAUUGAGUAAGGAGAACAUCCAGCCGCUGAAGCAGGGACGGAAGGCCACUGUCUUGUCCGUGGCCCUCGAUGAGAGUGCUGCUCGCAAGCUGAGUGCAGAGAGGCACAUUUUUGAAGAGGAAUUACGCACAUAUUCUGGAGAUGAUCCCUUAGAUGUAUGGUACCGUUACGUCCUUUGGGUUGAGCAAAACUACCCCAAAGGAGGUAAGGAGGGAAACAUCACAAAGCUCAUUGAAAAAUGCGUCACGGCCCUGCAUACCAGCAAAGACACCCACAAGAAAUAUGACAAUGACUCUCGUUUCUUGGAACUCUGGAUUAAAUAUGCAAAUUUAUGUCCCAGUCCAGUGGAAAUCUAUCAGACGUUGGAAGCCAAAGGAAUGUGUACAGGUCUUGCCGAAUUCUACAUGAGCUGGGCAUGGGAGAUUGAGAAAGUGGGUAACUACAAACGUGCAGAUGCAGUUUAUCAGAAGGGUCUCCAGAGUGGUGCUAAGCCAUUUGAUGUCCUGGAAGAUGCACAUAAAAAGUUCCAGAUGAGAGUUACCCGCUCAACACUGGAAGGAAAACUGGUGGAGACUGAUACAAGUUCCUCUGAAGCCCAAAGAGCUGCACUCGCCUCCCUGAAACCACAGGGACGCAAGCACCAUGUCCCAGUUGAGCGUGUGGGAGCUAAUGUCAUUGGGUCUGCAGGAAGGGUAGCUGUUGCCCCUCCCACAAGCAACCGUGGUGGACCAGCAUUUCAGAUUUUCCAAGAUAGUGGUGGCCGGUCAGUGGCUUCUCAGAGAGAUGCCUCGGGAGGAGUUCUGCCAGUCCGAACAGCAGUGAACAAGGAGAAUGUCAAAGACCCUGGUGUUUGGUCAAAGGCUAAAGCUAGCCAGAGAACCACUCCUGUUGUACCUGUGGAAGACCUCAACAAAUACCAAAAGCCUGCAUUCUCAUUGCAUGAAGAUGCUCAACUCUCGCAGCCAACAACCACCCCAGCAAAACUCCCACAGACAAGUAAUGUUCUAAGCAUUCGCAAGAAAGAGUUUGAGGAGUGGCAUGUCCCCAUGUUUAUCUCAGAGCCAUUUGACCCAAAAGUCCAACCACAGUAUUGCAAACAUAAGGUGUAUUGUGGAACAGAGGAGUUCAGCUUUGAAGAGCUUCGGGCUGCAAAAUUUUUCAAGAAGCGUAAAGAGGAGGAGAAAAAGAAUGCUGAGCUUCAACAAAUGCAGGAUAUGCUCAAGAAGCAAGAGGAGAUGAUCCAGCAGUUGCUGCAGGAACGUUUGUCGCAGCAAAAGAGAGAGGAAUCAGAGUUAAGGGCUCCUGAAAUGGUCUCCCCGGCAGAACCUGUCUUGGAAGUCAGUUCAGUCAGAAGAAAAAGACAGAAGGCAGGCAUAUCUAUUGUUUUUCAUGUAUACACCUUUUCUCUGUGUUGCAUCAUGCUUGUGAAUCAAGUGUGUAUGCUUGAUUGCCUUCUUUCAUGA
Penaeus vannamei (Pacific white shrimp) is the source of this 1646-nucleotide messenger RNA. Lineage: Eukaryota; Metazoa; Arthropoda; Malacostraca; Decapoda; Penaeidae. The record is from RefSeq and is a predicted model, not a curated record.